Messenger RNA from Lachancea thermotolerans CBS 6340, 1872 nucleotides. It is a transcript of the gene PRM1, whose product is annotated as pheromone-regulated protein PRM1. The transcript has a single exon. Lineage: Eukaryota; Fungi; Ascomycota; Saccharomycetes; Saccharomycetales; Saccharomycetaceae. The record is from RefSeq and is a predicted model, not a curated record. The coding region runs from base 1 to 1872 and encodes 623 amino acids. Gene Ontology annotation, cellular component: mating projection tip.
AUGCCGUUCAAGCCUUACUUAGAGCUGCGUGGAAGGAUAUCACAGGUAUGGCUAAAUCAGCACACCUUAAUAUUCACAUUAGCAGCUGUGAAGCUAGCAUUUUUCUCAGCAAGUCUCAAGCAAGCGAUCGAAAGGUCCAAGCAAAGCAUCUUGAGCAGCUGCGACUCUGCUGAUUACUUUUAUACACAGUUCGUGGGUGUGGCCCCCACUUACAUGUGUCAAUUUGGAAAUUAUCUAGUACAGCAGUCAAUAAAGGAAUCCAUCAAAACUAGUUUAGCAGCAGUAUCGCUGCUCGUAUAUGCUGGCGAGAAAUUAUCAACCUUUCUGUUUGACUUUUACUUUGGCACGUAUAUCUGUUUGGCUACGAGUGCGGUUGAUGGCGCAGUGAGCGUCGCGACUAAUACUACUGAAAAAGUACUGGACUUCGUCAAUGGUACAGUGGAGACUUUAGGUGAGGAUCUCAAUAGUGGCCUCAGUGACAUUUCGGAGGCCAUUAACAAAGUUGUAGGAGCUCUCAAUGACGUGGAAAGUUUUUUUAAAGGUAGUGACAGCACCGACAUUACGUCUCAAUUCAAGUCAGUAAACCUGACAAUUGAAAAAUUAAGAGACUUUCAGAUACCGUCAUCUAUUGAUUCAAAACUCGAGGCGCUCUCGAAUUCUACCCCGAAUUUUGACACUGUAAUUAAUAAAACGCAUUCCGAGAUCUCGAAGCCAUUUGAGUUGGUACGAUCAAAAAUCACGGCGCUUAAUGUGUCCAAAAUAAUGGUACAGAGCCAAGGCCUUUAUGUCCCUUCCAAUAGCUCGAAUAGUUCUUCGUUGGGACCAUGCGCUUCGAGCAAACCAGAUAUUGUCAAGUUUUAUGCGGGUUUAUCAAAUGCAAUUAGUGUAGCGCUCAUAGUAUUAGCUUUGGCGCUGGCUCUCGCUGCAAUCGCGGCAACAAUGCCUUCAUUAUGGGAAGAAAGCCGAAAGUGGAGAAAACUCAUUAAGCUUCAAAGAGACGUUAAUCAGGCAAAAAUAGACUACGCCUACCUCAAAAAUGGGCACUGCCCCGAUGCCAUUGAGAGUUACCAGAAGGUUUACGAGAGAUGGUCCACUGCAUUUGGAGCCUGGUUGGCGCCGCGAAUUUCUAACAGCGAGCAUGUUCAACAGAAAGUGCGCUGGUGUGUCGCCUACGCAAUGUCGCCCCGCGCCCUCACCAUUCUGGCAGUUUCGAUAACCGGAGUGGUGGUGUGCAUUUGCCAGUUUAUACUGAUCGCUGCAUUGCGACGAGCAGCAACGGGCGACGGCGUGCAGCAACUCACUUCUUCUUCCCUGAGCUACGCUAACGCUAGCCUCCAUAAUGACAUGUCCGUUUGGGCAACAUCUGCAAACCAGUACAUCAACUCCACCAGCAGCUCGCUUAACAGCGAGCUCUUCGGGUGGGUGAACACCACAACUACUGCAGUCAAUGCCACUGUCAAUUCUGCAAUCGAUGACAUCGACACCACCCUAGCUGAUUUUUUUAAUGGCACCUUACUCUAUAAGCCAAUGACUAGUGUAGUCCGUUGCACCAUUGAGAACAAACUGUACAAAAUCCAGAGCGCUAUGACCUGGUUGAACGAAAAGCUACAAAUAUCGCUGCCUCUCGUGGACCAAGCUACACUCUCCGCGACCCUUAAUCGCGAGCUAAGUACUCAAAACUCUGCAAGCUCCUCCAACGCCGCUUUGCAAGUUGGUCAGAAAAUAGUCCAGAACGCCCAAACGCUUAUUUUGGCAAUUCUCCAUCAGUACAGAACUGCGACCCUUUUCGAGCUUGGCGUCUCGCUCGUCUUAUUCGCGGUUUGGAUACUCCAGUGGCUUAUAGCCAUCACCUACUGUAUCAUGUUUACGUAA